This is a messenger RNA of Nestor notabilis (Kea), 408 nucleotides long. RefSeq names its product ras-related protein Rab-10-like. The transcript has 5 exons. The annotation marks the transcript as partial. Gene Ontology annotation, biological process: cellular response to insulin stimulus. NCBI's taxonomy places the organism in Eukaryota, Metazoa, Chordata, Aves, Psittaciformes, Psittacidae. The record is from RefSeq and is a predicted model, not a curated record. Gene Ontology annotation, cellular component: recycling endosome; Golgi apparatus; insulin-responsive compartment. Gene Ontology annotation, molecular function: GTP binding; GTPase activity.
AUGAAUCCUAUUGAAGGUAUUGAUUUUAAAGUAAAGGCAGUAACGUUUAAUGAUACAAGAGUGAAACUUCAAAUAUGGGAUACAGCUGGCCAGGAACGAUUCCAUACACUUAGUACUAGCUAUUUUCGUGGCGCACAAGGCUUUGUUCUUGUAUAUGACAUCACAAAUCUGGACAGUUUUCAAAGUAUAACAAGCUGGAUGAGAGACAUACAUGAGAAAGCAGGUGACGAAGUGGAUGUAAUACUGUUGGGCAACAAGUGUGAUAAGGAGUCAGAACGUCUAGUUCCAAAACAGAAAGGAGAAAAGCUUGCUUGGGAACAUGGAAUACCCUUUUUUGAAACCAGUGCUAAAGAUAAUGUGAACAUUGAGGAGGCAUUCUCAGUCUUAACUAAGUACAUACUGGAAAAG